This is a messenger RNA of Haemorhous mexicanus (house finch), 1095 nucleotides long. RefSeq names its product basic salivary proline-rich protein 2-like. Bases 1 to 1095 code for a protein of 364 amino acids. Lineage: Eukaryota; Metazoa; Chordata; Aves; Passeriformes; Fringillidae. The record is from RefSeq and is a predicted model, not a curated record. The transcript has a single exon.
AUGUCUAACGGGAACGCGGAGCAGCCCGGGGAAGGAGCGGGCGCUGGAUUCCCGGGCAAUCCGAGGGUUCCUCCAUCCCUUCCCCAGGCACCCCCGGCAUCUCCGCGCAGCUCCGCGGGCACGGCCGGAGCCGCCGGGCACCACCCCGCGCUCUGCAGCCCCCGGUGCCACCCGCAGCCCCCGGUGCCGCCCGGCUCGGGCAGCUGCGGGCGGCACGGCGACGGCGAUGCCGAGCCUCCUCCCCGCAUCCUCCGGCGGGAGAUGCCCGGCGGAGCCCCCACCCCGGGGACCCCCCGCACCCCGGCGGGCAGCACCCCCUCGCCAUCCGCCGCCACUCACCGGCCCUCGGCGCUCCGCUGCCGCCCGCCUCCCGGCUCAGGGCGGGGGGAUGCCGGCGGCCCCCGGCACCACGGAAAUCCGGGGCCGGGCGGCCGCCGCUGCCCGCAGCCCCUCCGCCUCCCCCGGCGCGGCGCGGCUCGGCUCGGCUCAGCCCCGCCGGCCUCUCAUCGCCUCCGCGGCCGCUGCCCGAGUGCGGCGAGCGCGGCUCGGCUGCGCUGCGCCCGCCCCGGCAUCCGCCCGCCGCCAGCCCGGGCGCGCUCCCCGCUCCGCGCCGGCCCCGCGCCCGGGCGCGCUCCCCGCGCCGCUCCCCGCCCGCCCCCGCGCCGCCCCCGCUCCCGCGUUAACCCUUCCCGGCCUGGGCGCCGCCAGCGGGGCUCGGCACCCCCUCCCCUCCUCACCUGCGCCCCCCUGUCCCGCAGAGCGCGGCCGAGCCGGUGCCGGGAGCGGCUCCGCGCUGGAACAAAGCCCCGCAGCGGCCGGGGCAGCCUCGCCGCGCCGCGCUGCGCCUCCGGCCCCGGCACAGCUGUGCCCCAGAGAGCCCCGCAGCUGCCCCCGCAGCUGUCCCACCUCGGGGGGGUGCAGGGAGCGGAACGGGGCUGUCGGGUCUGCCCCCGGCUCUGGCCUCCUGCGCACCCCUCGGCUCCAGUUCUGCCCGCAGGAGCGACACCUGAGCUCUGCAUUCCUCAGUUUCCCCAUCUCUGGAAGGGCUGGCAGCCUGGUUCUCUGCCAAGGCCGGGUCACUUCCAGCACAGCUAG